Molecule: messenger RNA, 1290 nt
Organism: Rotaria sordida
Lineage: Eukaryota; Metazoa; Rotifera; Eurotatoria; Philodinida; Philodinidae
Source: the annotation of a GenBank genome assembly
AUGCACAAUACAUGUGUAGAAAUAAAUGAACGUAUCGAAACUUUAACGACAAUGGCACGAGCUUUUAUCAUUAGAUUAUUAAUAUUUGUCAUAUUGUUAGGCAAUAUUGUUGGAUUAAAUCUAACUGAAUAUCUUUCGGCUGUAGAAUACUUAACUCUUAAUGAAGAUUUUGUGGAAGAAUAUACCAAAUGGUCGUUGGAAGUGUUUUCUCAACCACAUUAUUUGUAUGAUUGGUCUCCUCAACCUUUUCCUUGUUCAACAAAGGAAAUGCGAAGUUCGGAAGUUCCGACAUCGGUUCAUGCUCUACGACCGGGUGAUAUCCAAUGUGUUGCAGCUCUAGGCGAUAGUUUGACAGCGGGUAUGGGUGCUAAAGCUAUUACUCCCAUUGGCGUUCUUUUGGAGAAUCGAGGUGUUGUCUGGUCGAUCGGUGGUGAUUAUACCUAUCAGAAAAUUUUGACAUUACCCAAUAUUCUUCGUCUGUAUAAUUCAAAAUUAAAAGGUUUUUCAACGAAAACUUCAAUAUCAUUUCUUAAUGGUCAAAAUGCAAAACACAAUGGACUCAAUGUCGCAAAAUCGGGUGCUCGUUCAUAUCAUAUGGUUGAUCAAGCUGAUCUUCUCUUAGAUCGAUUGAAGAAUAAGGAAUUAUGCGAUUGGAAUAAUGAUUGGAAGCUUAUUACAUUUUUCAUCGGAGGAAAUGAUUUGUGCGAUUUUUGUACUGAUUUGAUCAAACAUGAUCCAGCAAAGUUUGUCAGUUGGGUGCGUGAUACACUCGAUCGAUUAUAUAAUGCCAAUCUACCUCGUACAUUGGUCAAUCUUGUACUGGUACCUGAUAUUCGCCCUGCAAAAGAACUUGCACAGAGCAAUUUUAUUUGUGGACUUCUCUAUAAAUUUACAUGUCCAUGUGCAGCAUAUCCGACGGAAGAACAAGCAAAAAUCUUAACUGAAUGGACACCACGCUAUCAACAAGGCCUCAUCGAUUUAGUCAAUACAGGUCGCUAUGAUAAUCGUGAUGAUUUCACUGUUGUUGUUCAACCAUUUUUCAGUGAAACUGUACCUCCUCGAAAAGACGAUCAAAUUGAUUUUAGUUACUUUGCUCCUGACUGUUUCCAUUUUAGCGGUAAAGGUCAUUCAGUCGCAGCAUUAUCACUUUGGAAUAAUAUGUUCGAACCAGUUGGGAGAAAAAAAACUUCAUGGCAUAAGGAUGAACCAUUUGAAUGUCCUACACAAGAUCAUCCUUUCAUUUAUACAUCCAAAAAUUCGAUGAUAACACUGAUACCUCAUCGACCUUGA